This is a messenger RNA of Chenopodium quinoa (quinoa), 4479 nucleotides long. Its product is annotated as ABC transporter G family member 38-like. The record is from RefSeq and is a predicted model, not a curated record. The transcript is spliced from 23 exons. Gene Ontology annotation, cellular component: membrane. Gene Ontology annotation, molecular function: ATP hydrolysis activity; ABC-type transporter activity; ATP binding. NCBI's taxonomy places the organism in Eukaryota, Viridiplantae, Streptophyta, Magnoliopsida, Caryophyllales, Amaranthaceae. Bases 1 to 4284 code for a protein of 1427 amino acids.
AUGAGGUUUUUCAAAAGUGUUCAAAUUGAACAUAGAAGAAGUUCUUUUAGUAAUUCAGAUGAAAAUAAUCAAAGUGAGACUAUUGAUGAAAUAAAUUGGGCAGCCCUAGAAAGGCUACCUACAUCAGUUAGAGCACAUUAUAGUUUUUUGCAUGGAGUGACAGGUGAAUUCAAAGAGGUUGAUGUUAAUAAACUUAAUCUCUUUGAAAAAAGGGCUUUGUUGAAUAGAAUGGUUAGAAAUAUGACUCAAAAUGAAAUCUUCUUGCACAAAAUCAAGUCUAGGUUUGAAAGAGUUUCCAUGGAAAUGCCAUCAAUAGAAGUCCGAUUUGAGAAUCUCAAUGUUGAGGCGUAUGCUUAUGUGGGUAGUAGAGCUUUACCUUCGAUCCUCAAUUCCUUGGUGAAUAUGGUUGAGGGUGUGUUAGAUUGCCUCCAUAUACUUCCAAGUCAUAAGAGGAAAUUGGAAAUUCUUCAAGAUUUUAAUGGAAUCAUCAAGCCUGGAAGGAUGACUUUGCUUAUUGGUCCACCAAGCUCAGGAAAGACCACUUUAUUAUUAGCUCUUUCCGGUCUUCUCGAUUCGAAAUUAAAGGUUUCUGGAAAGGUGACGUACAAUGGACAUGAGUUACAUGAAUUUGUUCCUCAAAGAUGUUCAGCCUAUGUUAGUCAAAAUGAUGUCCACAUUACUGAAUUGACUGUAAGAGAAACUUUAGGCUUCUCCGCCACUUGCCAAGGAGUUGGUCAUGCUUAUGAGUUGCUAUUAGAUUUGCUGAGAAAAGAAAAGGAGAUAAAGACUAAACCAGACCCCUUACUUGACGCGCUAUUAAAGGCGUCAGCUAUGGAUAAACAUAGAAAAGCUUUGUUCACUGAAUAUAUUCUUAAGGUUUUGGGGUUGGAACAAUGUGCUGAUACACUUAUAGGUGACCAAAUGAAAAGGGGCAUUUCUGGAGGUCAAAAAAAGCGAGUUACUAUAGGGGAAAUGAUGGUUGGUCCUGCAAAUGUGUACUUCAUGGACAGCAUUUCAGUUGGUUUAGACAGUUCUACAACGUAUCAAAUAAUUAACACAAUCAGGCAAUCUGUACAUAUAAUGAACAAAACCGCGUUAAUCUCUCUACUUCAGCCUCCUCCAGAAACAUUUGAGCUGUUUGAUGACAUAAUUUUCAUUUCUAAGGGGCAGCUUGUGUACCAAGGCCCUAGGGUGUAUGUUCUUGAAUUUUUCGAGUCCAUGGGUUUUCGAUGCCCUGAACGAAAAGCCGUAGCUGAUUACUUACAGGAGGUUGUUUCGAAAAAAGAUCAAGCACAAUAUUGGGCGCGACAAGAUGAGGAAUAUGCUUAUGUUUCUACUAACCAGUUUGUUGACAAAUUUAAGGAAUUUCAUGUUGGAAGAACCAUCCAAAAUGAGCUAGCUGUGCCUUAUGAUAAGUCCAAGAGUUACCCUUUUGCCUUAACUAAGUCGAAAUUUGGAGUUGGGAAGGUGGUAUUACUCAAAGCUUGUUUAUCUAGAGAACUUAUUCUCAUGAAACGUAACAUGCUUAUCUUUGUUUUCAAGGCAGUUCAACUCACGGUUCUUGGAUUUGUUGUUGCAAGUGCUUUUGCUGAGGAUAAGAAACAUCAUAGUACAAUCGAAGAUGGGGUAGUUCAUAUGGGAGCACUCUUCAUUGGACUAGUCACUAUUAUAAUUUCAGGAUUUGCUGUUCUACCUAUGACUAUUAGCAAACUUCCAGUCUACUAUAAGCAGAGAAAUUAUAGAUUUUUCCCUUCUUGGGCAUAUUCAUUUCCAACAUUGAUCCCUGGGAUGAUUUUUUCGAGUUUUGAAGUUAUCAUUUGGACGAUUACAACUUACUUCAUCAUAGGAUUUGAUCUUAACUUCUUCAGGUUGUUGAAACAUGGUCUUAUCUUGAUACUAUGUGGGCAGAUGUCUUACAAUCUCUUUAGAUGCAUUGGUGCCGUGACAAGAGAUUUUUCCAUUGCAAUUGUAGUUGCAAAUCUUGCAGUCAUGUGGCUGAUGAUUUUCAGUGGCUUUGUGUUAGCAAGAGAGGCAAUGAAGAAAUGGUUACUCUGGGGUUAUUGGACAUCUCCCUUGCUAUAUGUUUACAAUGCCAUGGUCACAAACGAGUUCCUCGGACAUUCAUGGGAAAAACAUGUAAGAUCACCAUUCUGCCUUUGUUCUUUUCACCUAUGUUCCACUUAUUUGAACUUAUUAGCCCUUACACAUCUUCCAGGAUCAAAUAUAGGACUGGGAGUGUCUGUCCUGCAAUUUCGUGGAGCAGAAACUGAUCCCCAAUGGUAUUGGAUAGGUGUCUCUGCAUUGAUCGGCUUCAUAAUCUUAUUUGCUUUGCUUGCCAACCUCGCGCUUGCCUAUCUCAAACCAUACGGGCAGUCAUCAGGCUUCAUCUCCGAAGAAGCUGAAACAUCUACUGAGGCAGAAAGUAUAAACCAAAGCAGAACACCGGAUAGUGGUAAAACCACUAGCCUACUUUUCACACCUCUCUGCAUGACUUUUGAGAACAUCGUGUAUUCCGUUGACAUGCCAAAGGAGAGGAAACAAAGGGGAGAUCCACAUGAUCGAUUGGUGCUACUUGAUGGAGUAAGUGGAUCUUUUAGGCCCGGUGUCCUGACCGCCUUAAUGGGAGUAACGGGAGCAGGAAAAACCACACUAUUAGAUGUUUUAGCAGGAAGGAAAAACACAGGACAUAUAGAUGGGAGCAUCAAGAUUUCAGGCUAUCCAAAGAAGCAAGAAACGUUUGCUCGAGUUUCAGGAUAUUGUGAACAGAAUGAUAUCCAUGUUGACCUCAUGACUGUCUAUGAAUCAAUCAUCUUCUCUGCAUCUCUUCGAUUAUCCAAAGAUAUUAGCUUUGAGGCUAAACAGAAUUUUGUUGAUGAAAUCAUCGAAUUGAUCGAGCUUACAGCAAUAAAAGAUGCAUUAGUAGGAACCCCAAAUGUGAAUGGCCUUUCAGUAGAGCAGAGAAAAAGGCUAACCAUAGCAGUAGAGCUGGUAGCUAACCCUUCCAUAAUGUUCAUGGAUGAGCCUACUUCCGGCCUCGAUGCAAGGGCAGCUGCAAUCAUCAUGAGAGUUGUCCGAAACACAGUUAACACUGGGAGAACUGUCAUCUGCACCAUCCAUCAACCAAGCAUCGACAUAUUCGAGUCCUUUGAUGAGCUUUUCCUCUUGAAGCAAGGAGGCCAAGUGUUGUAUGCCGGUCCUAUUGGCUAUCGAUGUCACCAGCUUAUUAGAUACUUUGAGGAAAUCAAUGGAGUACCUAAGAUAAGAGAGGGGUACAAUCCUGCAAUCUGGGUGUUAGAAGUGACAUCGCGAACACAAGAGGAGCAACUAAGACUGGACUUUGCUGCCAUUUACAUGAAUUCUGAGCUAUACAGGACAAACAAAGCAUUGAUUUCGGAGCUUAGUAUACCUCCACCUAAUUCUGAAGACCUCCAUUUUCCAACAUCAUAUCCUCAAACAUAUCUUACUCAAUGGAAAAUGUGUUUAUGGAGGCAAUACAAGUCAUGCUGGCGUAACAUAGCUCAUAACGGUGUAAGGUUCUUGAUCACAUUAGCAGCUGCUUUCAUGUUCGGGGUUGUCUUCUGGAAGAUUGGUUCUAAAAGGGAUACUCAAAUUGAUGUUGUUGGUGGAAUUGGUGCAAUUUAUAUUUCCACGAUGUUUAUUGGAGCACAGACUAGUGGUGGUGUAAUACCAGUAAUGAACAGCAAUAAACCGGCGUUUUAUAGAGAGAAAUCAUCUGGCUUGUAUGCUGCCAUACCUUAUGCUCUAGCACAGGUUGUGAUUGAGAUUCCAUAUGUUAUAGCACAAGUGACCAUUUACGAGGUCAUAGCCUAUGGAAUGAUAGGGUUCGAAUGGACAACUUUGAAGUUCUUUCGAGAGUACCUCUUCAUGUUACUCUCACUAUUGUGUUUCACAUACUUUGGCAUGAUGAUCUCUUCCGUGACUCCUAACCAAGAAACAUGUAACAUAUUAACUAGUCUUGUGAACUCGAUGUGGAAUCUCUUUGCCGGGUUUGCUAUUCCUCGAAAUAGGGUUCCGCCGUGGUGGAGAUGGUUCACGUUUGUGUGCCCGGUGUCUUGGAGCAUGUAUGGGAUGGUAGCUUCUCAAUAUGGAGAUAUAGAGUCUGAGAUUAGCACCGGGGAGACGGUGACCCAAUUCAUAAGGGACUUCUAUGGGUACAAAUAUGACUUCUUAGGAAGUGUGGUUGUUAUCAUGGUUGGUUUCAACCUACUCUUCAUUUUCCUACACUGCUUUGCCACCAAGAUGUUCAACUUCCAGAAAAGAUGAGAAAUUUCAGGCUCUCAUAUUUAAACUAGGCAUAAAUCAAUGUAUUGAUUAGUAGAUUGUCCAGCAAUUUACAAGUAGUUAAUUAUGCUGUCAAGAUUAGGUUUUUAUGUUAGCUCUUUCCUCACCUAUUAUGAACAGUGUUGUAUUGUAGCAAUAAUCUAGUAAAGUAGAAUAUAUGUACUUGUAUUAGAGAUA